GCUUCACUGGGAAAUAAAUGGGCUGCGUUUCCAAAAGUAGCCGUAAGAGGGCGCAGUGAGCCCCGAAUAACUGCAACCGGGGAAGUUGCUUGUCUUCAGACAAAAGAGACCACUCUGCUUAUUACGAAGCACAAAAACGGGAGGGAAACAUUGCUGUCAUCCAUUUGGAGUAAAUAUGAUAUAUAUCAUGAGGUUUAUGCAUAUUUUUUUCAAACCAGUAUGGUGACGUAUAUAUUUGCAGUAAACAACAAAUUGCAGCCUUUCUGUUUUGAGGUCAGAGGAAGGGUUUGAAAUAAAAUCUUGCUGAGGAAAAAAAAAAAAAUAAUAAUGUCGAUUUGAAAAAUACAAGAAACGUCGACAACAAAAUGAUAGCUUUACGACACAGCGCUGUCACUAUGUCUCGUUUUGAAUGUUUAUCUGCAUUCACCUUGUGAGAAAGAGCGACGAUUCUACAAGCAUAACAGCUCCCCGGCCCCCCUCCCUCCAUUUUGCACCCACUAUCAACCCUCCCACUCGGCCUCCUCCAGGCACGGGGGGGCUGGGGGGGGGGGUGGAGUGGGAGGAGCCAUCCCGCCUUUGCCUGCUAGCUUGCCUGCCGUCAGAGUGUAAAACAGUGCAGCCAGCCACGGUGCGUGUCAGAGGGCUGUCUGUGCUCCCCACGUCGAUGACUGCUUCACAUCUGGUGUCUGUGUCGCUACUCACUGCCACUGCAGAGACCACAACCGGUCCACGCGAGAACAAGCACAAGUCACGAUAAGGUUUCUCAAGCGUGGGAAAGGAUGCCGGCGAUUGUAAGCAAAAACUCAGACAUGGAGUUCGACUCUUUACAACCGUGCUUCUACCCGGAUGAGGACGACUUCUACUUCUGUGGUCCCGACUCGGCGCCACCGGGGGAGGACAUCUGGAAGAAAUUCGAGUUGCUGCCCACUCCGCCCCUUUCCCCGAGCCGCGCCGCUCUACCUGGGGAACCGGCGGCAGCCUCCCCGGAGGCGGACCUCCUGGGCUUCGGCUUGGGGGACCCACUGGACUGGGCUUCGGAGCUGCUCCUCCUGCCCGAAGACGACAUCUGGGGGGCAUCUGACGAUAUGGAUCUGUUCGGUUCCGCUUUGGAUACAAACCCAAACAGCAUCAUCCUCCAGGACUGUAUGUGGAGUGGAUUCUCGGCCAGAGAGAAGCUGGAGAGGGCGGUCACGGAGAAACUCGGGAAGGCUAUUACGAGUGCCGCCACCACCGCGGUGGUCGCAGCGGUGGCUCCGGCGGCUUCGGGUCCCUCCACCGGGAGGCGGGACGUGUGCGUAAAAGCGCCCGAGGCGGUGAGCCGCAGCGCGGCGUCGGAAUGCGUGGACCCGGCGGUGGUGUUCCCCUUCCCCGUGAACAAGAGCGGCGGCGGGGACUCGAGCGUCAGCGCGAGCGCGGCCGCGACGCACGGGAGCGCCCACAGCGACUCGGAAGAUGAGGAAGAGGAUGACGACGAAGAGGAGGAGGAAGAUGAUGAUGAGGACGAGGAGGAGGAGGAAGAAGAGGAAGAGGAGGAGAUUGACGUGGUCACCGUAGAAAAGAGGCGUUCCACAAUCAGCAAAGCCGCCGUGGUGUCCAGAAGUCAAGACCAGAGGGGGUCCGGCGGCGGCGCGGGAUCCGGCUCGGCGGGUCGCUUCGUCAGCCGAGCCCCCCAGGAGCUCAUCCUGAAGAGAAGCUCGGUGCACCAGCAGCAACACAACUACGCCGCGCCCUCGCCGUACACGUCGGACGACGACCCGGCGCCGCCUCCCAAGAAACAGAGGACGUCGGACAUCGCGAAACCCCCGACGCGAAACGCCUCCUUGUCCUGCGCGUCGGGCCCGCGCAGCAAGCGCAGCUGCAGCGGCGACAGCAGCCCCAGGGGCGGGUCCGACUCGGAGGACAGCGAGCGCCGGCGCAACCACAACAUCCUGGAGCGCCAGCGCCGCAACGACCUGCGCUCUAGCUUCCUGACGCUACGCGACCACGUACCCGAGCUAGCAUACAACGAGAAGGCGGCCAAGGUGUUGAUCCUCAAGAAGGCCACCGAGUACGUCAGCUCCCUGGACAGGGAGGAACGGCGGCUCCAGCUGGAGAAGGACAGGCUGCAGGCCCGCCGGCAGCAGCUGAUGCGCAGGCUGGAGCUGGCGAGGACUCGCUGACGCGCCGCGAGCGCCCGUCGACACCCAUACGUUGCCGGGAUGCCGCCGCAACCUGCGCCGAAAACAGCCUCAAUCCACCCAGUCUAGAUGGGUAACCUUUGGAGUUGGCCUUGACACUUAAGCACAGACACGCAGGGCCCCCCCCCCAACCCCCCAACCCCCCCGCAUGUACACAAACGUCUCGGAAGGGGGCGGAUGCUUAUUUGGAGGGACGUUGGGACUUUCACUGCCGCCACUUUUUUUGCACAUUUGUUGACGUUAAGAAUGUUUAGGGUUUACUUUUUCAAUCCAGUCACAUUGAGGAACGAUAAAAGAAUGAGGAAAUAGAGGCUUUUUUUAUAUCAAGUUUUGGUAUUAUUUGUAUUGUAUGCAUUGUUUUUUUUUUGUACUCACUGUGACACCAGCCUGGAAUCAAGUGGAUUCCUACCGGGAGCGGUGUUGGAGGGCACUUUGCUCGGAGUGCUCGACUCAACUAAGGAGUCAUGCACAACUCUAACUUUGCCUUCACAACUGCAAAAGCGGACAACUUUAUACAAAAUAGAAAACAAAGACUCUAUGGACACAAGCGAUGAUGCCACUACAGGUUUUCUCUCACUCCUCCAUCACACUGGUGCUCCAACCAAGUAAAAAUGGAUGUAUACCUGUGCACCUUUCUAGCCGACACUUUUGUAUAUACAGUGCAUAGAAAGUCUACACACCCCUGUUCAACUGCCACGUUUUGGUAAUGUUCACAAAACAAAAGAGGCAAGAAUAAAUCUUUCAACAUUUUUUUUACACUAUUAAUGUGCUCUACUGUAUGACCUGCACAACUCUAUUUUUUUUUAAAUGAGCGGUUAAGUCAAAUGUGUGAGGUUUGCAUAAGUGUGCACACCCUCUUGGAAGUGAGAAAGUGGCUGCGUUCAGAAUUCAUCAGAUUUUAACUCUGGGAAAAUGGGAGUUUAAAGUGCUUCUGAUGAUCCCCAAAUCAAGCUGGGCUGUUCUAGUAGGCUCUUCCUGAGAUUUUGGAAGUCAUAUUUUAGAGCAAAAGGUUCAUAGAGAGCUUCCACAGCAUUAGAGGGAUCUCACUGUUCAAAGGCAUCAGCUUGGAGAAGGGUACAAAAGAAUUUCCAAGGCUUUAAAAAUACACUAUAGACGCUCUGAUGUUACCAAGAGCAGAAUAUCUGUCCAAAAUAGUUAAAAAAGAUGACAAGAAAACUGGGCAUGGAGGCUGCUAAAAAGCCAACAGUCAUGCUUAAAAAUUUGCAGGAAACUCUGGCAUGUACUGGCCGUUUGGUAUACGUGACAACAAUCUCCUGUUUUCAAAAUCAUCCAAAGCUUGGCAACACUUUGCAAAAUCACAUUUGAAAUCUAAGCCUGACGGGAAAUGUGUUGUAGUUGGAUAACGCUCAGGUUUUUUUGGAGCCUAAGUGAAGGUGGAGGGAAUUAUGAACAGUUCUAAAUGAAAGUCGUAGAUUUAAAAUAAGCUGGAUAUGAAGACGUCAUCUCCAGUGGCCAAAAGCAGAAAUCCUAAUCCACACAAGGGUGGCUUCACCAGGAGACGAGUCCGGUUUUAAAAUGGCCCAUGCAGAGUCCGGAUGUGAAUCAGGUGGUACUGUCGGGGUGAUCUGAAGAGUUCUGUGCACCGUUGAUCCCUUUAAAGUCGGACAUAUUGGCGCAAUUGUUGCCGCACUGCGAGUCUCCAAUUCAAAGAGAAUAACCGGCAAUGGAGUUUGAGGGUGUGCACAUUUAUGCAACUAGCUUUUUGAACAUUUUUUUUUCCUAAUGGAGAUGUCCAUUUUAUAGACUACGUUAAUAAUGGAAAAGUUUUGAAAUUACUUCCUGUCACAUUUCUUUAUGUCGCAAAAAUGUUGCAUUUGAACAGGGGUGCAAACUUUUUUUUUUUUUUGCCGUCACAACAGUGUACAGACAAAAUACACUCAGAUCUGCCUUGUUUUGUAAUACAUUUUGUCCUCUUUUUUUUUUUAAAUAAAUCUAUACACGUCAGGAAGCUGCCAAUAAUAACUAGACUGGAAGUUUAUAUACAAUUUAAAAAAGUACUGUAAGGUUUCAAUUUUUGAGAGUCACGAACUUUGUAAUAUAAGGAUAUUUUGCUUUCGCCCCCCGCUCCCUCUCCUUUUUUUUUUUUCUCUUUGUAUCGUAUCGUUUUACUAAUUCUACACACCUUUACGCUUUUUAGUGUGAACCUGAUACAUACUAAAUUUGAUACUUAUAUUUUCGUAUGAAAAUGAGUUCUCGGUAGAUAUCACUUAUCUUCUUUCAUCUUCGAUCUCAAACUUUUUGUACAGCAAAUGUGUUCUAUCCUCAUGUACUUUUUUUUUUUAAUCCUUUCCCCUCCUCUCCCUUUUGCUUAUAUUUGUAACUAUCGGGUGCAUAGAACUGGGAAUCUGGAUAAGAUGUUUUUUUUUGUUUUUUUUUUCUCCCCCCUCCCUCCCGAUUUUGAAAAAUGUACAUUUAUUAGUGCUGCAACUCAUAGCACUUUGAAAUACCUCAUUUUGACAAAUAAAUAGACAUCAUUAAACCGG
Messenger RNA from Hippocampus comes (tiger tail seahorse), 4681 nucleotides. RefSeq names its product MYCN proto-oncogene, bHLH transcription factor (gene mycn). Gene Ontology annotation, molecular function: DNA-binding transcription factor activity; protein dimerization activity. The record is from RefSeq and is a predicted model, not a curated record. Bases 780 to 2159 code for a protein of 459 amino acids. The transcript is spliced from 3 exons. NCBI's taxonomy places the organism in Eukaryota, Metazoa, Chordata, Actinopteri, Syngnathiformes, Syngnathidae. Gene Ontology annotation, biological process: regulation of DNA-templated transcription.